AUGCAGCCGGCCUCAGUUUCGGUCUGGCUGGAUCAAAAAAAUCGGUUAAAAAAAUUUUUUUUUUCUUUCAAGAUCUAUCAAAUUAGGUCAGAUUUUUGAUAAAAAUUAUUCUCUAUGUCAUAAAUUAUUCAGGCGUUUACGAUUGGUAACUACAAAUCUUUUCCGUUACGAAUUCCGUUUGAUCCAUCAGUCAACUUCAACUACUAUUCCAACCAAAAGAGUCUCGCUAAGCAUUGCGACAUGUGCUUCCCUCUGUUGCAGACUUCGCAACCUACUCAAGGAUUUUACAUGGAUUUACUCCAGUUUUCAAGUGUAUGAGAGAAAAAUCAUCGAAUUUGAGUAAAAUGAUUUUUCCAGUACAAUGGGAAGUCAUAUCCUUUAUAUGAAGCCGAAAAAGCCUUGUUCGAGAUUUUUUUCUGACCUGAGGUAUGUUUAAUAGUUUUGAGAAAUAUAUAUUCAAAAUAAAUAUUUCUCUCAUAUUCAAGGUAUACAAUAUCCACUCCACUGCCGCACACUUAUCCAUCAGUGCGCGACGAAGUUUUUUCGUCAAAAAGGUUUUUAAUUAAUUUGCUUCCGACAAGAAUGUUGAGAGUUCCAGAGUCAGUGAAGCAAUCGAAAGGGUUGGAAACGAUGCUUCAAAAAAGUCGGUGCGUAAAAGAGCAAUGAGCUUUUUCUUCGAAAUUCGCGCUUCCUUAUCGCGUUUUGUCUGUAAAAUAUGUGCCUACAUGCUUUACAAGGUGAGUAGAAGUUCAAGUUUUAAAAAAAAUAAAAAUAGUUCCCAGGUUUUUCGACGUCUCAUGACGAAGCUUCUCGUUGAUCCCAACGAAAUUUCGCGCGUUCAGGAGGCUGAAAAAGUAACUUUUUUCAGGAGUUUCUAAGACGUUAGUCACUUUAGACGGGUGUUCCACUUGUAUACCUGCCACUUCACAAAAGUCAUAUGGAUUACUUGCUCAUUACCUGGUGCGCGUGGCAUUUCAACCUCCGUUUGCCACAUAUCGCUUCGGGCGACAAUCUGAAUCUUAGCGGAUUUGGGUUGGAUUUUAUCUCACUUUUUUGCUUGAAAUGAGGCAAUGAUAAAACAGAAGGCUCAAUUAGAUGAUGCAAAAUUGUUUAGUACUGUCAUUUUGAAAAGAAAAUGUUCACUUUAUUUUAUUUUUUCAGUUGGCUACUUCGCGCAACGGGAGCAUUUUUCAUUCGGCGACGUAUCAACCCGAGUGACGAAGGAGGAAAAGAUGCACUUUACCGGUUCGAUUGAUAAGCAGUUUUUAUUUACUUUUUUCAGGAAUGUUCUUUGUGCUUUUUUUCGCGCGCAGGUUUUAUCGACCUCAAGAUUUUUACAGGGCUGUUCUGCACUCUUACAUCGAACAGCUUUUGAAGAAGGGCAUGUCGAUCGAGUUUUUCCCCGAAGGAACUCGGUUUCGAAAGCAUUGAAGCGUAAUCGCAAAGUUUUCUUUCUAUAGGAGUCGGUUUGGUAAAGCUUUGAUGCCAAAAAACGGGUUGAUUUCAAACGUGGUAGAAGCUGUUCAACAAGGUUUGCUGGGAAUCCUUGCUGCUCAAAGAUUUUAUUUUCUGAAGGUACGAUAAAAGAUUGUUAUUUGGUUCCUGUGGCAUACACCUACGACGCCGUCUACGAAGGAAUUUUCUUGAACGAGUUGAUGGGACUCCCCAAGGUCUGAUGGGGACACAAGAACUUCUGAAACGACUCUUUUGCAUGUAGGAGAGAGAAAGUCUGAUGGGUGUGGUGAAAGGAGUCUUCAAAGGGUUCAGUCAGCCCGGCCGCUGUGGCGUCGUCCGCAUGCAUUACGGCCAGCCCUUCCUUCUCACGGUACGACUCUCUUACAACACUAGAACGCGGAAAAACAAGACGAAUCAACCUUUUGAUGAAGUAAAGGCACUUGGGAAAUCUGUAACAGUAUGCCUUUUCUGAAGACUCGGUUUUGUUUCUUAUCAAAGAUAAUGAUAUAGAUCAUUAAUCGCUGAUUUGAGGUCAUUUUCAUGUAGGGUCCUAACACUAUUAUCGUAAAAUGUGCCAAAAGAAAUGGUUGAGGUAGAAUCGUAGAAUUUUUUGACACAUGACUACUUUCAGCUGCAGGAAACAUCUCCAGAUUAGCAAUCUCUUUUUUUUUUUUCAAAUUCUCACAAAUUCGGACUUUACCUGUAUCAGUCACAGAGACAUAGGCGGAACUUUUCAGACAGAAAAAAGACAAUUUCCCAUCUAGUUUUAGAAUUGGAAACUGUCGAUUGUAGAAAGAAAAGUUUUCACAAUUACAUGGUGUGAGCAUACCAAGAGUCCAAGAGCAUAUUUUCUUCACGCAGUUUCGAGCGGUUCAGAGAGAUUUUGGAGAUUUUGUUGCAGAACCUGAAAAAACAAACAAACAUGAUUAAUUUGCUGUAAGGUUGCAUGCCCUUCUAAAACAGGCUAAAACGAGCCGACUAUGAAAAAGAGCCGUCGCAUAUAUGGAAAACUCAAAGUAGACCAGAACUACAUGAAGAUCUUCUGAAAGGCGCUUGUCCUGAUUGAUCAGUUGUAGGAUUACCUGAUGUCGCUGAAAGAUUCGAUGUCGGUCUCGCGGCCUGUGCAGUCGGCCUUGACGCGACUGCCCCAGUCGUUCUCCUACCGCGAGCUCGUUCCUUGGCACCACCAGCACUCGGCUCAGGUCGACAACCGCAGUCUCAUCCGCGCCAUCGGAUUCCACUCAAUCUACGGUGAGUUCCGUCAUGAAGAAUUGAAAUUAAUUGGAGACGGCGAACGAAAAAAAAAAUCAUAGUACUCUUGGUUUUUCUGAAUCCGCUCGGUUCACUUAUAGGCAGAGAAAGGUAGAAAGGGUGAAAGAUCAUAAACAUCUUUUUUUUUUGAUGGAAUGAAUUUACAUUAUAACGAAAUCAAUUUAGAUUCUCAAGUGCUCAUGGCCGUUUCCUUAGUUUCCGUGGUUAGCGCCAUUUUGUUGGCAAAGUUCAGAGAGGUUGGAAAUGCGACCUAAAAUCUCAUGAAACUAUACUCUAGGGUAUCGAGUUAUCGGUUUUGGCGUUGGACUCGCAAUGGCUUUGUGAUUUGAUAUUGGCUGAUGGAGGCGAAGUGAUGGGCUACAGAACGAAUGAAACGAGCGGAGAGGCCGUUGUUCAGGUUAUUCUACUGGAUUUGUUCUUUUUAUACAUUUUGAGGGCCUUUGUUCAGUAUGCUAUCAAAUUCAUUUCCGAUUGUUUGGAAUAUGGUGAAGGAAACUUUGUUAAGCCUAUCGGGUAGUUUUCCAAAUUAAGCGGCGACUUUUGAAAAAAAGUCUUCUACAGGAGACACAGGGAACUGAUCCAUCUCGCCUACAAUCGAAACGCUCUUCUCUUCCGAUUUGCCUUGAAGUCGGCCCUGGGUAGUUCAAAUCGCGAUUUUUGUUGCUAAAUGCUCGUUUAGCGAUAAGUCUGGUAUCGCAGCCAAGAAAGCCCCAGGACAUUGCCUUGAUUGUCGACGACGCGCUCUCCAUCUGCGAGUGGAUGCAAUUCGAAGUCGUAUUUUGUCGCGUAAGUUUUGGUUGCGAAUCAAGCUUCAUCAAGCAAUUUUGAAGCCCUGCGAAAAUCUUCGUGACCGCGUCUACGAAAUACUCGGCAAACACGGCUGGUGCUCUCCGAAAGGCGGUCCUCUGCGUGCCGUUUGGGAAGACGACGGCUUUGACAUUGGCGAGGCGCCGCGUUACAAUGGCACGGUUGAGGUGUCUUUUCGUUAAAAUCGAAGGAGAAAGCUGUAAUAAUAGCUAUAGAGCUCACUGUGACGUUUGUUUUCCUAAUUUCCUUGAAUUUCUACUUGUCAUUCAUUGACUCUAAAUACAACAGAGUAUCAUAAAAAUUUGAAUUUUGAUUUUUUCGCUCUUCAGUAUCGCGACGAACGGGCACAUGACAUGAUUGUCUUUUUUUCGAACCUUCUACGGCCUUUCCUGCAAUCCUUGUACAUGUUGAUCCACUACCUGGAUUCCAACGAGUUCCUACUCAAAGAAGUCGCAAUUGGUUCGUGUUCUCUUAUUUUUUCUCGUUGAACUAACCUUUUUUUUUCAGAGUCCAAGUUCAUUCGGAAUUUGUGUCAACGCUCCUUUGAAUUUCGCGCCGAAUUGCCUUUUGAUCCAUUCCGUUCGUCAAUUUUGAUCAUUCCUUCAUGUCAGGAUUUUACAGUUGAGGCCAUCAAUUCGGACUCUUUUAAGAACGGUCUCCGGAUAUUGCGGCACAAGGGUUUUGUCAGUCAGGAUGAAACAAAGGUAAUUUGAUAAUGUAUGAAAUUUAAAUUUAAUUCUACAAGACUAAAUGAUUUUUGCGGAACUUUUUUCAUUGGGAAAAAUUGAAUUUGAAUCUACGAGUAUUUAAAACGUCUGAUUUGAAAUCGUCAAUUCUAUUGAAGGUCACACGGACUGAGAGGUCGCUUGAAGACGUUUCCUCCAACUUGGAACGAGUUCUUCGCAUUUAUUAG
This is a messenger RNA of Caenorhabditis auriculariae, 4447 nucleotides long. The record is from the annotation of a GenBank genome assembly. Lineage: Eukaryota; Metazoa; Nematoda; Chromadorea; Rhabditida; Rhabditidae.